UCGGCAGGCAAAACCGCAACUUUCCCAGCAUCUGCCUGGACUGAAAACACGUCCCACAUCUCCUUAUUUCCCUCUGGCGAAAGCUCUUUCUGGCAUGGAGUGGGGACAGCUAAAGUCUCCAGGCUGCUAAUGAAGUGAGGGAAAGUGGAGGUGAGUCAGCCGAGCGGGAAGAAAGCGGACGACGGGAGCGGGAGGAGAGGUAGACGACGGGCCGAGAUGGGCGGAUGAAAGGAGCAACCGCUCAGCAGUGAGAGGGAGAGGGGAGAGUAAGGCGCCCAGACACCAUGUGGACAAGGGGAGAAGAGAAGGCAGAGGUGGCGCGCGAAGGCUGAGCGCCCAGGCACCCAGAUCCCAGAUCCGGAGAGCCGAGCCAGUGCAGAGGGGUCCGCGGGCUCUGGGGGUGCUGGACGAGUGCGAUCCGAGAGCAGAUCGGGGCCCUCACGAGCCCCUCCCGGCCCCUGCCCGCGAUGAGCGAGGCCAGCCGGCUGUGCUCCGGCUACUACAGCCUCAACCAGAGCUUCGUGGAGCCCUUCCAGUGCCCCCGGCGCGGCGAGGGGGCAGCGCUCCGGUACUGCUGCGGCUUCGCCGACCUCAAGUACUGCUGCAGUGAGCCGGGCAGCUACUUCCCCUACAAGCACAGCUACAUGUGGAGCCUCAGCAUUGGUGCCUUGAUUGGAUUAGGAAUUGCUGCCCUUGUUUUACUUGCCUUUGUCAUCAGUGUCUGUGUCCUCUGCUAUUUAUUUCUGUAUACAAAGCCUCAAAGAUUAGACACCGGCCUUAAGCUUCAGCACUUAGAGGCUUCUUCCACUCAAGAAGGCAAGUGAAAUGGAAAAACCAAAGUCCUCAAUUCAAAUGCAGCAUCACAAACAACAAAUGAAACAUACCAUGAAGCUGAUGAUAUAAUUCAAGAAAAAACAAUGGAUGCAACACAAAUCUACAUUGCUUAUUAACUAAAAAUUAUGUGUUUUAAAUGCUUGCUAGAGAGAUGGGGCAAUAAAAAUAAAGAGUACAUUUGAAACAGUUUGUAAUAUUGCUUUUCAAAAACUUGUCACUCACAAAGCAAGACACAGCUGCAUUUUUGAUCAGUUACUUUAUUAAACACAUAUUAAGGUUUUGAUAGGUUUUCCUUUGUAUAAUUCAUCUCCUAAAUAAUCUGUAUAAUGAAAGCUACAAAACAAAUGAGUUCUCUGGUCCCACCUAAUGCUAUCACAUUAAU
This is a messenger RNA of Cebus imitator (Panamanian white-faced capuchin), 1216 nucleotides long. It is a transcript of the gene SHISAL2B, whose product is annotated as shisa like 2B. The record is from RefSeq and is a predicted model, not a curated record. The transcript is spliced from 3 exons. NCBI's taxonomy places the organism in Eukaryota, Metazoa, Chordata, Mammalia, Primates, Cebidae.